AUGAUUUUGAAUAAGGCAUGGGUCAAAGUAAAAGAUCGUUCAUCUAUUGAUUAUGUAAAUGGUGUUGAUGAAUUUCUAAAUUUUGCUCUUUCCAAAGUAAGAGAAGAUGAUCGAGAUAGUACUACUAUUAGGUACCCUUGUAAUAGUUGUCGCAAUAUAUUUCUUAAAACAAAAUGUGAUGUAAGAUUCGACUUGCUUAAGGGAGGAAUGUAUGAGAAGUACACUUUUUGGGAACUUCACGGGGAAGAAUUAGUUGAAUUAAGUGAUGGGGAUGAUGUUGAUGAGUCGAAUGACAUUGAUAGGGGUUUCACAAUGUUGCAAGAUGCAUGUGGAGUUGGUGCUAUGAAUGUUGGGAGCGCUGAAGAGGCUUUAAAUAAUGUUGAGGAGUACGAGAAACCUAAUGCAAAUGCAAAAAAGUUUUUCAAACUUUUAGAGGAGUACCAAGAACCAUUAACAAUGCAUGAACGUCAAGGCUAUGGCGCUUACCUUCCAACUUCUUAUUAUGAGGCUAAGAAACUCAUUAAAGACUUGGGCCUUGAUUAUUAUAAGAUUGAUGCUUGUGAAAAUGAUUGUAUUCUUUAUUGGAAAGAGCAUGAAAUAUUGAUUGAGUGUCCCACUUGUGGUUUAUCAAGGUGGAAACAAGAAAAGGAAGGCUCUUCUAAGGGGGUAAAGGUUUCUAGAAAAGUGCUAAGAUGUUUUCCAUUGAAGCCUAGGCUACAAAGGUUGAACAUGUGUAGAAAGACAUCCAAAGACAUGCGUUGGCACAAAGAAAGGGAUGCUACUAAAACAUAUAGAGUGAAUGAUUGUGAUAGGAUUAUAGAUGAUGAUGCCCUUUCUAGGGAAGAGAAGGAUGAUACCUUUUUGGAGGAUGACAAUGCGAGUGCGGUGGAUGAUACAAUGAGACAUCCAUCUGACUCCUUUGCAUGGAAAUCAUUUGAUGAAGAGUAUAGUGAAUUUGCUAAAAAGGUGCGAAAUGUUAGACUUGGACUAGCUUGUGAUGGCUUUCAGCCGUUUAAUAAUUCACAACAUAGCAUAUGGCCAGUGGUUCUUAUCCCUUAUAAUUUUCCUCCUUGGUUAUGCAUGAAACCUUAUUCAUUUAUGCUUUCUUUACUAGUACCAGGUCCAACAAGUCCUGGAAUUAAUAUGGACGUCUACCUCCAACCACUUAUUGAGGAGUUAAAGGAGCUUUGGGAGGUUGGUGUUGAAACCUAUGGUGCUUACUCUAAAACAAAUUUCAUCUUGCGUGCAUGA
Messenger RNA from Amaranthus tricolor (Joseph's coat), 1251 nucleotides. RefSeq lists its product as uncharacterized. The transcript has 2 exons. The record is from RefSeq and is a predicted model, not a curated record. The coding region runs from base 1 to 1251 and encodes 416 amino acids. Lineage: Eukaryota; Viridiplantae; Streptophyta; Magnoliopsida; Caryophyllales; Amaranthaceae.